This is a messenger RNA of Aspergillus puulaauensis, 1896 nucleotides long. Its product is annotated as putative bZIP transcription factor. The coding region runs from base 1 to 1896 and encodes 631 amino acids. Gene Ontology annotation, biological process: regulation of DNA-templated transcription. Gene Ontology annotation, molecular function: DNA-binding transcription factor activity. Lineage: Eukaryota; Fungi; Ascomycota; Eurotiomycetes; Eurotiales; Aspergillaceae. The record is from RefSeq and is a predicted model, not a curated record. The transcript has 2 exons.
AUGGCAAGAUUUUCUCAACCAGCCUUUGACUUUUAUCAUCAGCACCCUUCUACCUUGGACGCGAAGCCUUCGUCAACAUCAUACCUGGAAGAGGACGAUAUGAGCGUACUAGACGACAAGAUCCUUGACUCUACCUCCGAUCUCACAUCUGCCGACCACCGGAGACAUUCAUACGAACAAGGCGCAGACGCUUUCCAACAUCGAGAUUCAGUCUGGUCCGACUUCUCACAUUCAGCAUCCAGCACACAGUCCCGUCACAGUUCGCAAGUAGGCCAUCCUUUUUUUGAGUCUACGCCGAACCCUUUCAUGAGAAUGGACGGACUUCCGUACGGCCAGCCUCAAACGUGGGCGAUUUCCAAAGACUCCGGCUCAUGUACACCCUCUGCUAUGUAUGAGCCCUACCCCGCCGAUAUGGAAAACACUUCGGUCGCACCCUUUGCUGGUGGUGCCGUGGGCCCGGUAAAUACCGUCAGUAUGCCAUCGAUGUCUUAUCGUCAACAUAUGGGUUUCGCACCACCGGGCGCAGUUGCCAUGUCACCGCAGUCAAGUCAGGGCUGGAUGCCGGCCGCGACAGACAUGCAUGACCCAGGCUCGCGACCAAAAGCCAGCCCCACCUAUCGGAAUAGCUCGCCUCUUAGCGUUCGCCGUGAUGGCAUUCGAAAGAAGAACGCUCGCUUCGAGAUUCCCGCUGAACGGACACUGAGCAAUAUCGAUCAUCUGAUUAGCCAGUCCACCAACGAGGAGGAGAUCAAGGAGUUGAAGCAACAAAAGCGCUUGCUGAGGAAUCGUCAGGCCGCUUUGGAUUCUCGACAGCGCAAGAAGCUUCACACCGAGAAACUUGAGGAGGAGAAGAAACAUUUCACCCAAGCCAUAACCGACCUUGAGGAGGAGGUGCAAAAUAUGAGACUGCGCGAAGGAGAUCUCAUUCGCGAGAAGAACGAGUGGAUUGCUGCACAGCAAGAAAUUACCCAGUACAUCAACACCAUGCAUAUGGAGAAAGAUGAACUUAUUCGGGUUCACACCUUGGAGACGGCUGAGCUUCGAAAGAAGAACAAUAUCCUCAAAGAGACUGUGGAAAAGCUGGAGCGUCACGCCAGAUCUAAUGUUCCCACCGAGUUCUCCGACUUCGAAAACCUGACUAUGGAGAGCAGUCCUUGGGAAGACUUUACCAUGGUCAACAGUCUAUCUUUGGACACGAACCACGGGCCCGCCGCUCAGCCAUCGCAGUCCAUGGUUGUCGCUGCAAAUGAGAAGGCUCCUGAAAAGCCGGCUAACGAGUAUCCCUUCAGCUGGAAUGCUUUCUACAUGUGUUUGCUUUUCGGUGCUUUCAUCGCUUCUAACAGCACUUCCGUUCCUGCGCGUUCUCUUCCUCAUUUAUCUGAGGAAUAUCGCGCAGAGUCUGCGAAUGUCCUCAAGGCCGUCCUAUCUUCGUCGCCGCCAGAGCUUGCGCACUCAUCGACCAACCAGCCAGCUGUUCCCUCCUCUUCUGUUGGUUCGCUUCCUACUACCAUUACUGGUGCCGAGAUGGCUCAGAUGACUGGGUCAACGGCCACCUCGAACCUAGACGAGCUCCACAACUCUCUCGCGAUGCCAACUAAGGAGCAAGAACAAGAGCAAGUUUUUGCUCUCAACGCUGAGCAGUAUAACUCGUUGACUACGUUUGACGAGACAGGCGCCGGGUACAAGUCUCAGCAGACCUCGAAUCUCCAGCAGGCCUUGGCCGCGAUGAGAGGUAAUGCUGCGCAGACCAGGGUGCCUCAAAAAGCUACCUCUGAUGUGUACUCCCGGUCACUCAUGUGGGACCGCGUUCCUGAAAAGGUAAUUCAAGACUUUCGACGAAUGGUUCAGGAAUAUGGCGCUACCCCCGCCCGAGGAGACGCCCCAGGUUUUGCCUAA